This is a messenger RNA of Amoebophrya sp. A120, 1209 nucleotides long. The record is from the annotation of a GenBank genome assembly. NCBI's taxonomy places the organism in Eukaryota, Dinophyceae, Syndiniales, Amoebophryaceae.
CAUUUUCUAUGACCACGUAACUCACUACCAAACUAGAAAUAUUCGUCGGCAAUGGUUCGACUUUCCACCCUCCCUUGCAGCAACUGAUUUCAAAAAGCAAGAGAGCCUCAUAGCUGUGCGUACUUAUUCCUAUCUCCGCAAGCUGCAACAAGAAGAUCCUAGUACUCAUUAGUUUAUUUACACGGAAGCCGAAGCAAUGCUCGCCUCAAGUUUCGCUCCUAGUCCUGCAGGUCCGGCUGCAGCCUCGUCAUCUGGCUCCGUGACAACUGGGACAAGCUGUACGGCGCUUACGGGAGUUCAGCUGGCAUCGACAGAAGCAGGAGGAGAUUCCGUUUCCAGAUCACAGAUUCUCUCGCAGACCGCGACCACGAUUGCGCGAACCACAAGCAUUCCCGCCCCGCUCGAGCGGCUGCUUGCGGCCAUGCGGUAUCGCGGUGCGAUCAUGCAAACUGCGCAGCUCGUCCACGACUACCCCGCCGACCGUCUGGAUUUGUUCGACAAGAAAUUGAUUGAAGCCUCGCAGAACCCGUCUGCUCUGGCCAUGGGGGGCAUCGUGGGUCUGUACGCGGCGAUUUUUUUCGCGUGCAACAAGUUCGGUAAAGCCCGCCUCGACCGGAUAGAGGCGCGGUGGAGCAACAUGAGCUUCGUGAAGAAUUACGUCGCAAAAAGGUGCGAAUCGCCGAUGCAGGCACAGCAAGUGCAGCAGUCGUUUGGGCUGUUGGGCCGCAGCUUGACCCGGCAGGUAGCGGGCGUCGUUCCCAGUCUCCUCGCGAUCUACGUGUACGGGCUGGCUUCUGCGAGGGAAAUGAUCUCCUCGUUCGUCAAGGAUCGCAACACCGCACUCGGUGUGGAAUGCAGUAACCUUUACUUCGAGAAGGCUCCGCUAGACUGGCGAGCUAUGAAGGAGAAGGAAGCAGAGCUCGAUCAGUCUCAGUGAUGAACGAGAAGCAGCGCGCAUUGGUUCACAAGAAUAUCAUACUGAAAAUCAACAGUUAGAGUUGCACUCGGACUUACCGUGCGAUCUUUCUUCCGUAUGUCAGCAUGCGUCUCCAUCGCUCACCUAAGAAAUAGUUUUGUUGAUUUCCAUCCGAACAAAUAUCAGGAUGGAAGUCAAUGCUUUGGUACAAAAGCUGUCCAUCGCGGUUCUCGUCAGAGGGGAUGGGCAUCGGUUUGAGCAAGGCAAAAAAGGAAGGCCCGAUGACAUUUUUG